Molecule: messenger RNA, 1845 nt
Organism: Empidonax traillii (willow flycatcher)
Lineage: Eukaryota; Metazoa; Chordata; Aves; Passeriformes; Tyrannidae
Gene: SLC13A3
Product: solute carrier family 13 member 3
Exons: 13
Coding region: 19-1836 (605 amino acids)
Biological process (GO): monoatomic anion transmembrane transport; citrate transport
Cellular component (GO): membrane
Molecular function (GO): succinate transmembrane transporter activity; citrate transmembrane transporter activity; sodium:dicarboxylate symporter activity
Source: RefSeq, a predicted model, not a curated record
CGCGGUGAUGGGCGCGGGAUGGCGGCGCUGGGAGCGCUGGUGAAGAAGGCGUGGAGCGUGCGGCGGUUCGUGGUGCUGCUCUGCGCGCCCCUGGCGCUGGUGCCCAUCCUGCUCAGCCUGCCCGCCAAGGAAGGAAGAUGUCUCUACGUGAUCCUGCUGAUGGCCCUGUACUGGUGCACGGAGGCGCUGCCCUUGGCUGUGACGGCUCUGCUGCCCAUCGUCCUCUUUCCCUUCCUGGGGAUCCUCCCAUCUAACAAAGUUUGCCCACAAUACUUUUUAGACACCAAUUUCCUCUUCCUUAGUGGCUUAAUCAUGGCCUCAGCCAUUGAGGAGUGGAAUUUACACCGCAGGAUUGCGCUCCGGGUCCUCAUGCUGGUGGGAGUCCAGCCAGCCAGACUAAUUUUAGGCAUGAUGUUGACAACGUCUUUCCUGUCCAUGUGGUUAAGUAAUACUGCCUCCACUGCUAUGAUGCUUCCAAUUGCAAAUGCAAUUUUAAAAAGCCUCUUUGGGGACAAAGACACAUCUAAGGACAUGAACAGGGACAAUGAAGAAAACCAAGCAUCUUUACAGCAGAAUAAACUUUACACUGUACCAACUGAGAUGCAGUUUCUGGCAAGUACUGAGGACAAAGAUCUGUCGGAGGAGAAGGAGAUUUCCAGCGAUGCUCUCUCAGACUUAAAGAAAGAGGAGGAAUACAAAACAAAUAUAUGGAAAGGUUUCCUCAUCUCAAUCCCAUAUGCAGCCAGCAUCGGAGGGACAGCAACGCUGACGGGAACUGCGCCAAACCUCAUCCUCCUGGGGCAGCUGAAGAGUUAUUUUCCAGAAUGUGAUGUGGUGAACUUUGGUUCUUGGUUUAUGUUUGCAUUUCCUUUAAUGCUGAUUUUUCUUCUCAUGGGAUGGCUAUGGAUCUCCAUCCUGUAUGGAGGAAUUAACCUGAGGGGCUGGAAAACAAAAAAGUCAAAUAUAAGAGUGGAUGCAGAAGCCCGAGCCAAGGAAGUGAUAAAGGAGGACUAUCAGAAACUGGGUCCAACAAAGUUUGCAGAACAGGCAAUUUUCUUCUUCUUCUGCAUGUUUGCCAUCAUGCUGUUCUCCAGGGAUCCCAAAUUCAUUCCAGGUUGGGCAAGCUUGUUUGCACCAGGGUUUAUCUCGGAUGCGGUUACAGGAAUCACCAUUGUGAUUAUCCUGUUCUUCUUCCCUUCCCAAAAACCCUCCUUCAGGUGGUGGUUUGACAUGAAAGCACCAAACACAGAGACACAGCCCUUGCUGACCUGGAGAAAGGCCCAAGAGACCGUGCCCUGGAACAUCAUCCUGCUGCUUGGAGGAGGCUUUGCCAUGGCCAAGGGCUGUGAGGAGUCUGGAUUGUCAGUGUGGAUUGGAGGCCGCCUGCACCCCUUGGAGGGGGUGCCCCCGCCCGUGGCCGUCAUCCUCAUCACGGUUGUCAUCGCCUUGUUCACGGAGUUCGCCAGCAACACCGCCACGAUUAUCAUCUUCCUGCCUGUCUUGGCAGAGCUGGCCAUUCGUCUGAAAGUAAAUCCCCUCUAUUUAAUGAUACCAGGAACUAUAGGAUGCUCCUAUGCAUUCAUGCUGCCAGUCUCUACACCUCCUAACUCAAUUGCAUUUUCUUCUGGACAUUUGAUGGUCAAGGAUAUGGCAAGAACUGGGUUGCUCAUGAACCUUAUGGGAGUUCUGCUCCUUAGCUUGGCUAUGAACACAUGGGCCAAGAGCAUCUUCCAGCUGGGGACCUUCCCUGCUUGGGCCAACAUCCACGCAGAAAAUGCCACCUCACUUGUGACAGCUGUAGAAAAUGUCACUUUAAGUGCACUAAAUAAAAUAUGAACAAAGCCA